AUGUCUGCCCAGCACGAUCUCGAGAACGGUCAUGGCGGCCAGAAAGACUACGCGGKGGGUCUAGAGCGUUACGAGACGACGUCUUCCAUGAUCCCACCAAUGGACAAGGAGACUUUCGAGAGACUCUACCUGACUCCAAGAACACCCGUGUCGGGCCAACUGCGCAAGGUUUUCGGCAACCCAACUCCCAUGUUCGWCUCCAUAUAUAUGCUCUGCCGAAUUCCCACCCCUCUUUCGUGUAUCCUGAUGGGAUGGCGUGGAUCCGGGGGUAGCGGUACUGCUAUCAUUCACGCUAACGCUUCUGAAAGCGGCAUCGUCUACUUCUUCGGCGGACUCCUCCAAAUCAUCGGUGCGGUGAUGGAAUGGAUCAUUGCCAACACUUUUCCAGCCGCUGUAUUUUCAGCUUUUGGAGCCUUCUGGCUGGCCUUUGGCGCCACGUUGACGCCCAUGUACAAUGCAGAGGCUGCCUUUCUGGAGGGUGGUGCGUAUGAGGCCGCCGGCAUAGCGCAAUUCUACGCCAGCUUUGCAUUCGCUCUGGUUUUCCUGGCCCUGCUCAUCUUCAUCUUCUUGAUAUGUUCCUUCCGCACCAACCUCGUCUUUGUGGUCGUCUUCGUCCUCUUGGACAUCUCUGUGUCGUGCUUAGCAGGUGCAUAUUGGCAGCUUGCCCAAGGCAACACCAGUCUAGGCGAAGAACUCGAAGUGGUUGCCGGCGCCUUCCUCUUCGCACUCAGUAUUUUGGCUUGGUAUUUGCUGGCCAGCCAGCUGCUCCAAUCGGUCGAUUUCCCCAUCGAACUACCAGUGGGUGAUUUGAGCACUCGGUUCCCAUCCGCGAGCAGGAGAAAGGUUGCGACUAAAGCGCAGUAG
Molecule: messenger RNA, 864 nt
Organism: Ramularia collo-cygni
Lineage: Eukaryota; Fungi; Ascomycota; Dothideomycetes; Mycosphaerellales; Mycosphaerellaceae
Product: related to plasma membrane ammonium transporter (Ato3)
Exons: 6
Coding region: 1-864 (287 amino acids)
Cellular component (GO): plasma membrane
Molecular function (GO): acetate transmembrane transporter activity
Source: RefSeq, a predicted model, not a curated record